This is a messenger RNA of Thyridium curvatum, 3213 nucleotides long. RefSeq lists its product as uncharacterized. Lineage: Eukaryota; Fungi; Ascomycota; Sordariomycetes; Thyridiales; Thyridiaceae. The transcript is spliced from 4 exons. Gene Ontology annotation, cellular component: GID complex. Gene Ontology annotation, biological process: proteasome-mediated ubiquitin-dependent protein catabolic process. Gene Ontology annotation, molecular function: protein binding. The record is from RefSeq and is a predicted model, not a curated record. Bases 1 to 3213 code for a protein of 1070 amino acids.
AUGAGGAGAAAAGGCGCCAAGGCAUGGCCCACGAGGCUGAGAACUCCAACCAGGCACCUUACUACCACCGUCUGGCAGCGGACGCACGAUCCGAUGGCUCUCGCCGAUCCUCCUCCGAUCCUAGCGCAGUUGACCAGCGCAAGGUCAUGUGCCGAACAAAUAGCUGCUCUCAAGGCUCUCAAAAACGACGUUAUAGGCCAUAUACAAAAGAAGGAGCAGUGGGUUGAGCUUGGUGUCUUGGAACCUCUGGUCAGGGUUCUGGAUGCGGAUCGUCCCCAGACGCAGCUCAAUGGCAAAUUGAGUCGUGGCGAGGCUCAGCGAGCACUCGGCGAGGAGGAACAACUGCGUCUUCACGCGCUCGAGCUUCUUGCCGCCUUUGCUAGCGGCGGCCCUCCUUUCCUCUUCCCCUUGCACGCGGUCGAUGCAUUGUCUGUAAUUCUGUCGAGUGUCGACCCGACGGAAACCCACCCGAAGCUUGUCCUAGCGGCUUUGCGAGCAUUACUGAAUCUUUCAGAAGCUUCGUUGCUUGCAGCACCGCUUUCGCCAUACGAUACGACGAGCCUGGCGACCGGGAUCUUCACUCCACGAAAUUUGGAAGCGCUGCGAGCCAUUCUCUCGUCUUCCGAUGAUUCUUUGGUUCAGGCUUCUCUGGUAAAUGCUGCUGCGUCGCUCAUUGCAAGGCUCUGCAAGGAUGAGCAGCACCAGGUUGCUCUUGCAGAUACCGGAGUGCUAGACGCCCUCGCGACUCAGCUGGCGGGCUUCAUCGUCGCCAAGGGGCAUGUCAUCCCAGGUGCAGAUGUUGCUGCCCAGAAUGAAGGCUUGUCCGGAGGCAUACCUAACGCGGCAUCUCCGGGAACAAGUCUCCUCACUAUCAUGGACGCAAUAUCAGCCGUCAUUGCCGAUUCCCGUCUGCGAGCCUGCAUGCUCAUCCACUCCCCUGCAAUUCUCUCCACACUGCCACACAUAAAAUUGGACACGCCAAGUCAAGACGUUCCAGCUAUCUGGAACUCGCUUUAUGCCCAGGGUCUCAGCACUUACCAGUGGCAGAACUUUGGAGCCAUGGAUUUUCUACUGCCUGCUGUUCCUGGUCACCAUACUCGAUUUUCUGCCUCUCAAAUCUCGUCUUUCCCGCCCCUUGGCACAUCGCAUUCUGGAGAGAAUCUAAGCGGCUAUCAACAGAACCCUUCCGGUCGGCUGGACGUUGAAACGAGCAAAUGGGGCACUUCUUUUCUCGACAUCCUGAACCAGAUUGGCGAUCGGAGUUUGGAAGAGCCAGAGAGCCCCCUGAUCCCGUGGCUCUUCACCCUGGUCAGGGAGUCAGAGGAGUUGGAGAGGUUUAUGGCAGCCUCGAUAUUGUCCUCGCUCUACAAAGCGGGCUUCGCAAGCCGAUCCCGUGAACCAGCGCUGGCGAUGCUCAUAGUACCUCUCCUGCUUCACACUCUCUAUAUACUUGGUCCUGAAAUACCUCAAAAUGGGUCGACGUGGAUCGACUCUGAAGCUGCUGAAGAUUGGGACAGGACACAGCUUACUCUGACGGUUCUAGCUCGUCUUGUGACCGACAGCGAACUAGUGCAAAAGGCCGCUUUUGAAUGCGAUGCUGUCAAGGUGAUUGGCAAGUUACUGAAAGAUUCUUACGAGCCUCUGAACACAAGGUCACAGCCCAAGACCUGGAGCCCAUGUCCCCAAGAUGACAGCGCCAUGGCCGCCGAGGGCGGACCCGGACAUCGUGUCUUGGGCCCUCCCGGCCAGCUGGCGUUGCACGCUUACCGGGCUAAGCUGAGGGAGAGUGCCCUCAAGGCGGUCGCAGCGAUUGUUUCCUUCAAGGAAGAGUAUCGCAAAGCCUUCGUUGAAGAAGACGUCAUGCCUUACAUCGUCGAAUCUCUGACUGAACAUCCUACGAAACCUUCAAAGUCAAAGGAUCGGGCGAAAUCUUCAAAAGAUGGGAGCGAGCUUACAGCAGCGCAAGCUGAGGCUCUCUAUGGCAAUAACCCCAUCAGCGUUCUCAUUGCCGCAUGCCAUACAAUUCGCAUGUUGUCGCGCUCGGUCAGCAUUCUCCGGACCGCUUUGGUCGAUGCCGGGGUUGCCCAGCCUAUCUUCAACCUACUUCGACAUCCCGAAUUGGAGGUCCAAGUCGCAGCCACCGGGGCCAUUUGCAAUCUAGUCCUAGAUGUUAGCCCCAUGAAGGAGCGACUGGUUGAGCUCGGGAUCAUGAAGGUGCUUUGCGAGCACGCCCACUCACAACAUGCGCCGCUCAGGCUGAAUGCGCUCUGGGCUCUGAAACACUUUGUCGAUGGGGUGGGUGCCGAAACGAAGAAGGCUUGUGUGGAUGAGCUCGAGCCUGGCUGGCUCGUGCGUCUGAUUUGCGAUGACACCGAGGAUGAGGCCCUCUACGCGCGAAUGAAGAGCGAAAGGCAGACACCAGCACCCAGGGGAGACGGCAUGGACGAGGACGUCGAGAUGGACCAAGAGGAGGAAGCCAGAUCAUGGGACUCUUCGUCUCUACAUAGGGCCAGCUUCCCUAAGACAAGUCACGAGAGAACCAAGACUCUACGGGUACGGCAAGCAGAGAGCAGGCUGGCGGCCCUGCGCGAAGCCGAGCUCAACCCGGUCCGGCGCGCAAGGAGCGAUGACCUCGCCAUCCAAGAGCAGGGACUCGACUUUAUCCGGAACCUCCUUGGGCCGGCUGGGUCCAGCAACAUGGACGCGCAGCAGGAGACGACCGAGAUGAUCGACUACCUGUUCAGCGAGCUGGGCCAGGACCGGCUGUUUGGGAUCCUGGCCAGCAAGCUGCGGGUCAAGGUGCUGCACCCGUUCGGGCGGCGGACGGCGGCGGGGAUCCAGAACUCGCGCGUGCUGUACCCGCAGCCCAAGAUCGUCGAGGCGGUCAUGUACGUGCUGGUGCACAUCGCGGCGAGCGUGCCGCGGCACCGGCAGCUCGUGAUCGCGCAGACGGACCUGCUCAAGCUGCUGAGCAACCACUUCACCAACAAGGACAAGAACGUGCGGCUGGCGCUGUGCCACCUCAUGGCCAACCUCACGUGGCGGGACGGCACGACGGACACGCAGAGCUCGUCGCAGCGGGCGCACGAGCUCAAGCGGCUCGGCAUGCUGAGCAAGAUCGAGAAGCUGGCAGCCGACGACGCCGAGCUCGACGUCAGGGAGCGGGCCAAGUCGGCCAAGUGGCAGAUCUCGCAGUCGAAUAAUGAGUACUAA